UAGCAACAGUGUUAUAAACAAAGACCAGGGACAGAAUCGGAAUUACAAGCAAGAAAAAGAAAGAAAACCCUACUUUACAAAAGCCUUCUAUAUAAAUCUCUCAAAACCCUAAUUUCAUUUCCUUUGUCUUCUCUUGAGCAGUCAAAAAUGUCGAAGCGAGGACGUGGAGGAUCAGCAGGAAACAAGUUCAGGAUGUCACUAGGUUUACCAGUGGCGGCGACAGUGAACUGCGCCGAUAACACUGGUGCAAAAAACCUCUAUAUUAUCUCUGUGAAGGGAAUCAAAGGCCGAUUGAACCGAUUGCCAUCAGCAUGCGUAGGGGAUAUGGUAAUGGCUACUGUUAAGAAAGGGAAACCUGAUCUCAGGAAGAAAGUUAUGCCUGCUGUCAUUGUUAGGCAGCGCAAACCUUGGCGUAGAAAGGACGGCGUUUACAUGUACUUCGAAGAUAAUGCUGGUGUUAUUGUGAAUCCUAAGGGUGAAAUGAAAGGAUCUGCAAUUACUGGUCCAAUUGGGAAGGAAUGCGCUGAUCUGUGGCCAAGGAUUGCAAGUGCAGCCAAUGCCAUAGUAUAAGAGUUUAUCCAUCUGCUCUCUUUUCCCUCUUUAACUGGGAGCAGAUAUGGUCCCAUUGUUACCUGGUUCUGUUAUGACUAAUGUAGGGGUGUUCUUUUUUGAAACUUGAGCAAUUUUUUGUUUGUGAAUCUUACAUGCGGCUAACAACCGCAUUGAAGUUAUGCAGUAAAAUAUACUUUCGGUCUUAUAA
Messenger RNA from Ricinus communis (castor bean), 760 nucleotides. RefSeq names its product 60S ribosomal protein L23. Gene Ontology annotation, molecular function: structural constituent of ribosome; large ribosomal subunit rRNA binding. NCBI's taxonomy places the organism in Eukaryota, Viridiplantae, Streptophyta, Magnoliopsida, Malpighiales, Euphorbiaceae. Bases 148 to 570 code for a protein of 140 amino acids. The transcript has 4 exons. The record is from RefSeq and is a predicted model, not a curated record. Gene Ontology annotation, cellular component: cytosolic large ribosomal subunit; ribosome. Gene Ontology annotation, biological process: translation.